CCCGCUCAGCACGGCCAGUGUUGGCAGAAUAUGGCGCCGAAUACACCUGUGUGUCAUCUGAUAAUCAUUGGUUUGAUUCUGGUCAUUUAUCAGACGUAUCAUUGAGAUUAACUCAUGAAAGUAAGGCAACGAAGCCGGUCGUUAACCGGUGAACCGACGACGGAAACCACGGAGGGGUUCUUCUCUCGCUCUGACGUGUGGUGAACGUGACGCUCGCGGAGCUGCUGAACCUCCGCGUUCAAAACAAGCUUUAAGGAACACAAGUAGUUUCAUUACUUCGGAAACAACUUGUAUACGUUUUCAUGGGAGUUUGAGAUUCACUCGCAGUGUCUCAGUGACACAGAGAGUCCAACUGCCCGGAGGAAGCUAACGGCGCGUGUGUCCUACCUCAACAGCGAUGAACGCUGCUGGCGAACAAGACGUCCAAAUAAAAAGAGUGUCCUCGAGGAAAAGGUCAAGGGGCAGCCCAAAGACUCACCUGACACCUGCCGGGGAAAGGGGAGGAGCCACCGGCCACCGGCCCCGUCCCAACACCUGCAGUCUCAGCAGCAUCAUGUUCGAUGGAGCAGCUGCUCAGUACUGCAGCGACAGCGAGGACCUGUUCGGGGACUACGACAGCCUCCUGGAGGACGGCUCUCUGCUGGCGAAGCUGGAUGAGGCCGAGCAGAAGGCGAGGCGGAGCGAUCAGCCCGACUUCACCGCUCUGAGGCGCAGACAGUCGCCUGAAGAUGUCCUCACGGACUCCAUCAUGGACCUCCUGGGAGACGGACCCUCAGAGGACUUACCCGCCAGCCAGCGGCAGUUUAAAGAACUAAUCGACGGGACGGCAGAGAGGCUGCGGGACGGAGGGAAGACCUCCACCCCCGUCAGAGACCCUGAGAGGGGUACGGAGGAGGGAACCAGGAGGCCCAGGAGGAGCGUGGCGGACCAGAUGAAGAGGACGAUGCUCUGCAACGCCGCAGCUCCCUCCAGCGUCUCGCGCAGCGCCGUGUUGAAGGAAGCCGUGGUCUCCGAGGAGAUCGGCGUCGCCUUGCGGGCCAUGGAGACCAUCAUACCGGAGACCCCGGACCUCGGGCCUUUCUUUGGGCUCCCCACCAGAGUGAAGGAGCUGAUGUUCAAACUGAGAGGAAUCAAGGAUUUAUAUGACUGGCAGAAGACGUGUCUGAACCUGGACUGUGUCCAGCACAGGAGGAACCUCAUCUACUCUCUUCCCACCAGCGGAGGCAAAACUCUGGUUGCAGAGAUCCUGAUCCUCCGAGAGCUGCUUUGCAGGAGGAAAGACUGCCUGUUCAUCUUACCGUACAUAUCGCUGGUGCAGGAGAAGGUGCGUGGCCUAGCGAGCUUUGGCCUGGAGCUAGACUUCAUGGUGGAGGAGUACGCUGGCAGUAAAGGAAGAUUUCCUCCCGUGAAGAGAAGAAACAAUAGGUCGGUGUACAUCGCCACGAUAGAGAAAGCCCACAGCCUCGUCAACUCCCUGAUCGAGACCAGCAGGGUGGACGACCUGGGUCUGGUGGUGGUGGAUGAGCUUCACAUGCUGGGUGGCGGCAGCAGAGGAGCAAUCAUUGAGAUGACGCUGGCCAAAGUUCUCCACAUGACCAAAAGUACUCAGAUUAUCGGAAUGAGCGCCACUCUGGGAAACAUAAAAGACCUGCAGGCAUUUCUGAGGGCGGAAAAUUACACCAAUGACUUCAGGCCUGUCCAGCUGAAGGAGUAUGUUAAACUGAACGACACCAUCUAUGAAGUCGACCAGACAGAAGAGGAAUGUUUUAAAUUCUCACGUCUUCUGAACUUUAAGUACUCGAGCUCCAUGAAGAAGAUGGAUCCGGAUCACAUCAUCGCUCUGGUGACGGAAGUCAUUCCAGCACAUUCCUGUCUGGUCUUCUGUCCAACCAAGAAGAACUGUGAGAACGUUGUGGGCAUGAUCUGCAAGUACCUGAAGGAGGAGUUCCUGCAGCUGAGGAAAGCAGAGAAAGUCGUCCUCCUCAGAGAGCUGAAGGCCAGCGGGAGCGGCUCGGUGUGCCCGGUGCUCCGGAGGACGGUGCCGUACGGUUUGGCCUAUCACCACAGCGGGCUCACCUCGGAGGAGAGGAAGCUGGUGGAGGAGGCCUACUCCAACGGGGUGCUUUGCCUCCUCACCUGCACCUCCACGCUGGCCGCAGGGAUCAACCUUCCUGCCCGCAGAGUGAUCCUGCGCUCGCCGUUCGUGGCCGCCGACUUCCUGAAGCGGAGCCAGUACAAACAGAUGGUGGGCCGAGCCGGUCGAGCCGGGAUCGACUCCACGGGAGAGAGCGUCCUCAUCCUGCAGGACAAGGACAGGGACAUGGCUAAAACACUCGUUUGUGCUCCGAUGGAAAACUGCGUCAGCAACCUGCUGCUCGACGAUGGAAAAGGCCUCCUGAGUCUCAUCCUGUCGCUUGUUGGAUUGAACAUCUCCUCGUCGGUGGACCAGGUGCUGGACUUCCUGUGCGGCACGCUGCUGUUCGUCCAGCGGGAGCAGCUGUGUGUGGAGACGAGUCUGGCGGAGGCGGUGCGGCGGUGCGUGGGCCUCCUGGAGAGCAAAGAUCUCAUCACGGGGACAGCUCACGGCCAAAGUCUGCAGGUCACCAAGCUGGGAAGAGCCACCUAUAAAGGCUCAGUGGAUCUGACCUACAGCAACAUUCUGUACAAAGACCUCUCUCAAGGUCUGGAGGGUCUGCUGCUCAACAGCUGCCUCCACCUGGUCUACCUGGUCACACCUUACAACAUGAUCGCACAGUGCAAGACGGACUGGAUGGUGUACUUCAGACAGUUCACGCUGCUGUCGGCUGCAGAGCAGAAGAUGUCUGCGGCCGUCGGAGUGCCGGAGAGUUUCAUCGCUAGAAAAGCUGCAGGACAGACGGUGAGAAAGACUGUAAACAUGGAGGUGGUGAGUCGCAUGUAUCUGGCUCUGGUGCUGUUCUCGGUGCUGAAGGAGACCAGCUUGUGGAAGGUGGCCGAGCGGUUCCAGCUGAGUCGAGGCUUCGUCCAGAGUCUGCUGAGCUCGGCGGCGGCCUUCUGCUCCUGCGUGCUGCACUUCACGGAGGAGCUGGAGGAGUUCUGGCCGUUCAGGGCUCUGCUGACGGAGCUGACCCGAAGGCUGAGCUACUGCGUGACGGCUGAACUCAUCCCUCUGAUGGAGGUGGCCGGAGUCAUGGAGUCCAGAGCCAGGCAGCUCUACCACGCCGGCUACCGGACGCUGACUCACCUGGCGAACGCCGACGCCGACGUUCUCUCCAACGCGAUAGAACACCUGCUGCUGAGACGGGCCAAUCAGAUCGUGGCCUCGGCUAGAAUGACGUCUCUGUGUGUUCCAGAUGCUGCUGAAUGAAAAAGCUGCAGCUCUGCAGGAGGAAGUGGACGAGCUGCUGACGAAGCCUUCAGAUCAGCCGACAGCUGAAACACGACCACUCAUUUGAGUUUUACUCUUUGUUUAUUUGUUUACUGUUCAUUUAUUUUAAAUAUAAACCGUAUUAAAAUAAUAUUGAGUUCACUGAAAACCUUCAUUGGAAAUAAUAAUGUAGUUAAAGUAGUUUACUCCGUCUUUGUCUGUGUUAAUGUGCAUAUGUCUUGUGUUUUUUAUGUUGUUGGUUCAAAAUCAGCUCCUAUAAUUAAGUGUGUAGCAAAAAGACACUCAGACACUUAUGCACACAAAUGCCCCAUUGAAACCCAUUAAAACCAUUACAGAACCAAAUAAUUCAUACUAUUAUAUCAGCUUUUAAUCUAAAUUUCUGACUUCAAAACUAAAGUCACGAUGGAAGCUAACACGUUAUUCUCCUGGUGUCCACUAGGGGCAUUAAUAAUGUAGUAUAGAGAUAAUACAUGUUAUUCUCCUGGUGUCCACUAGGGGCAUUAAUACUGUAUUAUAGAGAUAAUACAUGUUAUUCUCCUGGUGUUCACUAGGGGGCAUUAAUAAUGUAGUAUAGAGAUAAUACAUGUUAUUCUCCUGGUGUCCACUAGGGGCAUUAAUACGUAUUAUAGAGAUAAUACAUGUUAUUCUCCUGGUGUCCAC
Molecule: messenger RNA, 4027 nt
Organism: Cyclopterus lumpus (lumpfish)
Lineage: Eukaryota; Metazoa; Chordata; Actinopteri; Perciformes; Cyclopteridae
Gene: helq
Product: helicase, POLQ like
Exons: 18
Coding region: 398-3346 (982 amino acids)
Molecular function (GO): nucleic acid binding; ATP binding
Source: RefSeq, a predicted model, not a curated record